This is a messenger RNA of Microcebus murinus (gray mouse lemur), 3260 nucleotides long. It is a transcript of the gene PEX26, whose product is annotated as peroxisomal biogenesis factor 26. Gene Ontology annotation, biological process: protein import into peroxisome membrane; protein import into peroxisome matrix. Gene Ontology annotation, cellular component: peroxisomal membrane; peroxisome. Gene Ontology annotation, molecular function: protein-containing complex binding; ATPase binding. The record is from RefSeq and is a predicted model, not a curated record. NCBI's taxonomy places the organism in Eukaryota, Metazoa, Chordata, Mammalia, Primates, Cheirogaleidae.
CUAUAAUUUAUUGACUACCUACUCUGAUCCCCGUGCUUUAUUAUAAAUUGCAUUACAGACUGUACGGCUUUAUUUUUCACAAUAUCCUUAUUUCAUACGAGACAAUGAAGGCUCAAGGAGCUUAGGUAACUCACUGCUGCAAUGAAUGUACAGCCCCCGAAUAAAAAGCAUAGUCUUAGUUCUGUCCCUGCAGCAGAGAAUAGUGUCUAAAUACAUGUCUUUGAGACAAAAGAGCCUUGGUUUGAGAUCUUGUCACUUACUAGAUGCGUGACCUUUGCCAAACUAUUUAAAUAAGCUCCAAUUUCCCCACCUGUAACAGUUGUCUUUAGCCCACAAGAGGUUGAGGGAAGAAUUAAGUAAGAGUGCACGCAGUGACAGGCCUUUUAGCACUGAGUAACUGUGAACUAGGCCUGGGAAGGCGGAAAAGCGGCGCGCUGUGAUGUUUCUUUUCAGCGCCUUUCCUAGACUACUCUCCUGACGCCUAAAUUGCCACCCCCGCAGAAGCUCAGAAUUAGAAGCGUGCACGUAACUCCCCCUCCAUUACUGGAAUUUCUUCCGUCCAGCCUCCGCUGGAACCGAUUAGUGUGAGAGGACCUCCUCAUCCCACCGAGAGCUUCGGUUUCGUUCAUGGUCCAUCUGCCCUCAUUCCCCAUCCCGAAACUGCUGGGCCAGUUUGUUUUCUCCUGGGACAGAGAUAGUUUCUGGGGCGCGGCAUGCUGGGGGUUGGAGUCCGAGCCCUCGCGUUUGCCUCUACAGGUUCGCAGAGCCGAGAGCUGGGGAACUACAGCUCCCAGAGUGCUCCGCGCCUCCGGGAAGCCUCGUGUCCGCGGGCGUUAUGGGCGCUCCAGAGAUGUGCUGGUGCUAGCGGUGAGGGGUUCGGCUGGCAACGAGGAGCGCGGAUCUAAGGUGGUUCCGGCACAUACCGUGGGGCCGGAGAAGCUAGGUUAUACAGGGAUGCGGCAAUUCUGCGAAUCUGAGGUGUAAGCCGGUUCCCAGGUGCCAGGCCAGCCCAGCCCAGCCUUUCUUUGCUUUAGAGACGACCCCUUCCGUCGGCUUCUCCAGGAGUCGAGCCCGGGAAGGGGCGUGGGCGAGGCUGUAGCGCUCUCCGCCUCUCCCAGGCCACCCCGCGAAUCCCGGCGCCUCCGGACCCGCGGCCACGCUGCCGUCUGAGGAGGCAGGCCCCGAGCCCGGCCCGGCUAUGAAGAGCGACUCCUCGACGUCUGCAGCCCCGCUCCGGGGCGCCGGGGGGCCCCUGCGCAGCAGCGAGCCGGUGCGCGCCUCCCCAGCCCGGGCGCCGGCCGUGGACCUGCUGGAGGAGGCGGCCGACCUCCUCGUGGUGCACCUGGACUUCCGCGCGGCGCUGCAGGCCUGCGACCGCGCCUGCCGGGCCCUGGCGGAGGAGCCCGCGGGCACUUCCUUGGAGGUGAAAUGCUCCUUGUGUGUUGUGGGGAUCCAGGCCCUGGCAGAAAUGGAUCGGUGGCGGGAAGUCCUCUGCUGGGUCCUUCAGUAUUACCAGGUCCCUGAAAAGCUACCCCCCAAAGUCCUGGAGCUGUGUAUUCUUUUAUACAGCAAAAUGCAAGAGCCUGGAGCUGUGCUGGAUGUGGUUAGUGCCUGGCUCCAAGACCCAGCCAACCACGACCUUCCAGAAUAUGGAACCUUGGCAGAACUUCACCUGCAGCGAGUCCUGCUGCCUCUGGGCUGUUUGUCAGAGGCUGAGGAGCUAGUGGUGAGCUCUGCAGCCUUUGGGGAGGAGCAGCAGCUGGAGUUACUUCAGGCCAUUUACACAACGAGGCAACAACAGAAACAAGAACACUCAGGCACUAAGGAGGCCCAGAAGCUAAAACAGGAAGGUACUCUCUCUCACAAGUUCCUGCCACUACUGCUGUUGGUUCGCCAGCUUUGGGACUCUGCAGUGAGCCACUUCUUUUCUCUGCCCUUCAAAAAGAGCCUCCUGGCUGCCUUGAUCCUCUGUCUCUUAGUGGUGAGGUUUGAUCCAGCGUCUCCUUCCUCCCUGCCUUUCCUCUACAAGUUGGCUCAGCUCUUCCACUGGAUCCAGAGGGCAGUGUCUUCUCGCCUCUACCAGCUCCACGUCCGAGACUGAGCCGUCUUCCCAUGUACCUGGACCUCGCUGACCUCCUUGCCCGCCACAGCAGAAGCAAGGGGGGGCCUGUCCUGCAGGAGUGGGACCAGCCUGAUUCCAGAAAGCCCAUCUUGUCAGGCAUGCUGUGUUUUGCUGCCUGGGUGCCCUCCCCUUUGCACCCCACUUUGGGUGACCUUGGUCUGUAAUGUGGAAACAGAAUGGGGCUAGAGGGUGCAACUCCUCCAGAACAGCACCCCGUCACACCCGGGGCCUCUCACAAAGGAGGGUUUGGGAACAGGGACUGUGUCCCUGAAACAUUCCGCCUUCUUGGCAAAGGCAAGAGGGUGAUUGUUCAGGUCAGAGUGUUGAUGGAGCGGGAAGUUCAGAAAAAGCCUCAUGGAGUGACCCUUGGCCUUUCAUGUCCUUGAAGAACCGCCUCUGAUAAUGGCCCCAUAGGGCAGUACCUUAGUCAGUACCUUAAUCAGAGUGAGGUUUGAAAGGGCCUCUGUCUUCUCUCUCAUGCUCCUCUCCACAUAGCAGGUCUAAUCAUGUAUUUGUACCCUGUUCCUGUGGUCCGCAGUGGGCUUGAAGCUGCUUGAGCCCUCUCGCCGUUCAGACGGCAUGGCUUUCAGAACCCUGCUCAGCUCGUAUCGCGGGGUAAGGUGAUCUUGCUAGCUGCCUCUUGGUCUUCAGGUCGGUUUUCCAUGUUAUAAGCAGCCAAGCCCUGCUCUGUUACACUCAGCAUCUCUGCCCACCCCUCCCUCCCUUGUGCCCUGCAGACUUGUCCCAGGCUGUGUCACCGGAUUCUGCUUGCAUCUUUGCCUCCUUGGUGCACACUGCUGCAGGCGCCCCCCUUUCUAGGCCCCGUUGUCCUAGUUAUGUUCUGUUGUUUGUAUAAUGCCCAAAUGUUUCUGCUCACGCGGCCUUGAAAAGUAGGCCAGCUCAGAGCCUGCUGAGCUGAAAAUGGAACUGAGUAAUCAGGCGAGCUGGGAGGGAUGGGGGGAGGGUAGAGGGGUGACAUGGAUUUUGAAGACAGAAUGAUAAAACCUUAGGGGAGGAGGCAGUGGGGCCUUAGCAUUCGAGGAGUUGAAAUGCUUCAGUGUAGACCAGGCAUGGUGGCUCACGCCUGUAAUCCUAGCACUCUGGGAGGCCGAGGCGGGCAGAUUGCUUGCGGUCAGUA